Colletotrichum tamarilloi is the source of this 600-nucleotide messenger RNA. RefSeq lists its product as uncharacterized. The transcript is spliced from 2 exons. The coding region runs from base 1 to 600 and encodes 199 amino acids. Lineage: Eukaryota; Fungi; Ascomycota; Sordariomycetes; Glomerellales; Glomerellaceae. The record is from RefSeq and is a predicted model, not a curated record.
AUGCAUUCUAUCAAUCUUUACCUUCUUCUUACACAUACCUUGAUCACGAGCCUCCUAGCUAACCCAGUCCCCGUCACCAACCACACCUCCACCCCCAACAACGCCCGACGAUCCUACUUCACCCCCGUCCGCGAACCCGAAAUGUACCCAGUUGAAUGCCACGACGAAGCCGAAUUCCGCGGCCACGCCGACAUUGAGCCCAAAUUGUUCUUCGAGGGCGUCUACAAGUUCUGCCAGCAGCGCUACGACACGACGCAGGUCCUCGACGCGAGUGACGACCCGACGAACCCCGCUUACCACGACGGCAACGGCCGCCUGGCCCGCAAUGCGAGCUGGCGGUACCGGGACUGGCACGGAGUCAACCACGACUUUAGAGUUUGGUGGGAGGCGGGCUGCAGGGUGACCGUCGGGAAACAGAGCGUGCAGCGCCCGUUGGGGGAGGAAGGGGGCCCCGUGUGGACGCCGGGGUGUUAUGAGAUCAUGGGGUCUACGCAUUAUGAGUGUAAAGGCAACGGCGGUGUUGGUGGAAGGAAGAAAGUCGGCUGCCUCAUUUACGAGUAUAAAGGGGGAAAGGGUGAUAAUGACGACUCGGCGUCUUGA